AUGAUUUUCAAUGUAUAUGACCUAUUGUUGUUAAUCUUGUAAUUUAAGUAAGAAUAUAUACAUUUGAUAUAGAUAAGUACAUAAUCUUUGUGAAUUUUCAUCUUCUCGACCUAUUUUAAUGUUGUAAAAUGACCAAUAUUCUUAUAAUUAAACCCUGCCUAACGAAUUUGUUUAAGGUUAGAUAAAUCAAGGAUUUGGAGUUUGGAUGAAUUAUUAGCCAUUUACUUACAAAGAAUUGAGAUGUAUUUUGAUGUUUUAUUAUUUUAUAGGGGAUAAGGUAUUGCCAAAUAAUACAUAAUAUCAAUAAAAUCAUAUAAAAGGAGGACAAUUUAUUUAUUCAAUAGAGGAAAACGUUGAGAAAUCUAAUUGGAUAGUUGUCUCUGCUGAAAUUGAUUCAAUAUAAUAAAAAAUUACUCAUAAAGUGUUUUACUCUUUUAAAACUUCAAAAAAUACCUUAUCAUUUUAAUUUGAUAAUUUUUUAUACGAAGGCUAAUGGAUAAUGUUCUUUUGUUAUUUUGACAACCUUUUAAGAUAAGCCCAAAUUGGAUUUUACAAUUCUAAAGAAGCUUUAUCUAUUUAGGUUGUUAAUGAUCUACCUGAAUAUAAAUAAUAAAUAAAACAUAUUGUGGGAAAUUUUUACUUUUAUAAAAAUUAGGAUGAAAAUUUGAUAAUGUUAAAUAUAUUUUAGGGACUUCUCACCAGUGAUUUUUCAGCUAAACAGGAUAAUGUGUUCUUAGAUUUAGAAUCUUGUUCAUAAUAUUUUUUUAGCAAAAUUUAUUGUUAUGACAGUAGUGAAAUGCUUAUUGAAUAGAAUUAAGAAUUCAAUGGUAAUGAGUAUCAAAAUUUUAUUUCUUCAAGACUUCAAGUGCCUAGAUAUGUUUUUAAAGGCUGGAUUAUUUUAAAAUAAUCAAAUUAAGAUUUUUUAGAGUCUACUGUUUUUAGAAUAACCGUGAAUAGCAAAUAUUAUAACGAUUUCCAAGUAGGUGAUAGAGAUUUAUUAUUAUAAUAUUAUUAAAGUAAUAUCCCUGCCUAGAAUGGCUUUAAGUUAACAACUUAUUCAUAUUAGUUUCCUAUAUAUCAGAGAUACAAGACAAAAGAAGAUGAUGAAAUAAAAUAAUUUGGAGACGAGUAUUCGGAGUUAUUAAUCUAAUGGCAUUAUUUUUAAUAUGAAAUAGGAACAUUAAAUAAUGAUGGAUAACCAAUAUUUUCUAUCUUUUUCCCUUCUAUUGAUUAAAUUCGCUAAUUUAAUUGGAAUAAAAAAAUAUAUCAUUUCUCAGGAACUUUGUUUAUUACAUAUUUUGGAGGUGAUGAUUUUACUUAAAAUUAUUUUCGAGGAAAUGUAAGUAAUCUUUAGUUUAAACGAUUAUGUAAACCAGAAAUUGAAAUUUUCAUGCCUACAUGUCAUUAUUCUUGCCUAACUUGUGAUGGACCAACAAUCAAUAACUGUCUUACUUGUUACGAGUAAAGUUUUAGAUCAUUUUCAAAAAAAGAAAAAAUAUGUGCUUGUAAAUAAAGUUAUGUAGAUCUUAAUGGUGUUUAAGAAUGCUAAGAAGUAACAAAAGUUUUCCCUUAAAUAUAAAUAUAAGAAAUAGAACUAAACUGUUAACACCCUGGUUAUAGCAUUUGCAAUCAGGAUAAUAUAGAAUGCCUUUUUGGCUAUUUCAAAUACAAUAAUAAGUGUGUUUAAUGGUAUUUAUUUAUUUAAAGGAAAGCCCUAAUUAUUUUGAUACAUUUUCAGGCAUUUAAAUAAAUUGUUUAGAUUGUUUGGAAAGACCAAAUUUAUUUGGAAAGACAUUAACUUGUAAAAUAAGAGCAGAAACUUGUGAAUAAAAUCCAGAAUACAUAUAUAAAAUUACAUAAAGAUCAGAAAACGAGAAUAUUGUUUAUAACAUCUUAACAGGUUUAAAUGAAAGUUACGAACUGAAAUUGUGUCAUGGAUGCGCAAGUUAAGAUACAUGUCAUAAAAGUUUCUAUCGGGAUGAUUAAUAAUGUAAACCUUGUAUAGAAGGAUGCGAGAUAUGUGAAAAUUCAUUUAAAUGUACUUCUUGUUUUGAAACUUAUUAUUUAAAUGAGGAUAAAUAAUGUGUACAAUGCAAAGAUUGCUACACUUGUUAUACUUCUGAUUAAGGAGAAUACGUAUGUUAUACUUGUUAAACCAAUUUAAUAAGGCUUAAUAAUAAAUGUGUAACAUGUGGGCAUAAUUGUCAAAGUUGCUAUGAAGAGAGAUUAUGUAAUUAUUGUAAAGGAUCACCAUCUGAAUAUUAUUUAUCAUUUGAUGGAAUAAAUUGCAAUUAAUGUAAUAUCAAAAAUUGUAUAUACUGUUUUGAUUACAUUCUUAAUGAUGGUCUAUUUCAAACAAGUUUAGAUCUUAAUUUUAAAAGGAUAGAUUAAAAGACUCAAAAAGUAAAUGUAGGUUGUGCUUUGUGUAAAGAGAAUUAUUAUUACAAUUUUAACAAUUAGGAGUGUGAACUAAAACAAAUAGAUGACGAUUGUUUAUUUGGUAUAAUCUAAGAUAUAGAUUAAAAAAAGGUUUGUCUUAUUAGUAACACUGAUUAGAAUGCUGUUUAAGUUUCAGAUUGUUCAAUUAUUUCAAACUGUAUUUCUUGUAUACACAAUUACUUAGAAAAUGAAUCAUUUUGCAUGCUUUGUGAAGAUGGAUAUUAUUCAUCAAUUCUUACAGGUUAAUGUAUAUAAUGUGGUAAAAAGUGCAAGACAUGCAUUUAAUAACAAGAAUAAUUUAGAGAUUAUUGGAAAUGGAAUAUCAAAGCUUUUUAUAAAUUUGUAAUUAAUCAUAAUAAUGAUCAUCCAUUUGAAAAAUAUGCUUCAUCAGAUAAUGAAGAUGAUUUAAAUUUGGUUUGUACAUCAUGUCACUAUGGUUAUAUAUUAUCUGGUUAAAAGUGCUUUAAAGGUUGUGAUUCAACUUGUAAUAAAUGUGAAAUUAUUAAUGAAUAAGCUACAUGUAUUUAAUGUUUGGAAACUGUUUCUGGUUUUACAAAAAGUUAUGAAUUAGAUGGAAGCUGUCGAAAAUGUCCUUCUAAUUGUAAAGCUUGUUCAGACAGAACUUAUGAAGAAAUUGAAGAACUUAAUCCUUAGUUUUUUUUAACUGAAAACAAUUAUUAUAAAACUCGAAUAUGUUAUGAAAAAUCAACAAAUCAGUUUGGAUAAGAAAAAUAUUACCAAGAUUCAUUAACAUAAACUGUAGUAGUUUGUACUAAAUAUGAUCAAUGUGUUAACAAAAUUAUUAUUCAAAUAAAUGCUUAUUGUGAUUCAUACGACUAUUAUACUUAAAAAUAAUAAUCAAAUGAUGAAUUUUUUGACCACAAGAAUAUUCUUCUUUCAUAAUAUGGUUUUUAUGAAUAUUUAAGUGAAUUAUAAACAGUUUAACUUUUUGAUUAUCUUAAUUAUAUUUCAGUUAAAUAUGUGUAAUUUGAAUAUACAAUAAUUCAAGGAGAAUAUUCAAAUUGUAGAAUUAGAGGGGAUUAAACUUUUGACACCAGAUUAGCAUAAAAUAUUUUUUCCAUAUAAUAAAUGGAUAUUUAAUUUAAAGGAAAAAUCUUAGAAUCAAGCAGUCCAAUUACUUUAUAAACUCCACUUUAAUUAUUUCUAUCUAAUUAUACUAAUAUAACUUUUGAAAAUAUUAAUUUUGAUUUUGGGUUUGAUGACUAUUCCCCAGACAAUUAUUUAAUUAUUGCUAUUGAUAAUAAAAAGAAAACAAAUUUAAAUCUAAUAGAUUGCAAUUUUAUCAAGACAAGUUCUUUCAAUACUCAUUAAUUUUUGAGAAUUAAUUCAAGUAAUCCUUAUUCCCUAUACAUAAAAAAUCUAUAAAUUAGCAAUCUAAAUGUAUAAUCAUCUGAAAUUUUCACUUUCUUUUCUACAAAAACUCCUCUCUAAAAUUAGAUUCAAAUUUCCAAUAUGACAAUUAAAAAUUCAAUAUUUACUAAUUCUACUUUAUUCUAUUUUUAAGCAGAUACUGGUCAUCUUCGAUAUGAAUCCAAUUUAAUAAAUAUUAGUAUAGAUGAUUCUAAGUUCAUUUCCUCUAAAUUCUUUAGCUCUAGUAGCUAAUUAAAUUUUACUAUAGGAACUUUAAAUAUCCAAAAAUUUUCGUUGAACAAUGUCAAGAUUUUAAAUCAUUCAAGUAUUUUUCUUGUAUCAAUUUUUGAAUAAGCUACGAUAUCUUAAUUAAUAUUCACAAAUUCUUAACUCAAAGAUAACUCCUACUUUUAUUCAAGUAAUAUAAUAAACUUAAAAGAUUGUCUUUUUAAUCAUAUACUUUUAGAAUCUAGUUGUUUAAUAAAUAAUAAAGUUGAAUAUUCUAAAAAUUAAGAAGCUUUAAAUUAGUCUUAAAAAGUUUUCAUAAUCGACUGUUAAUUUUUAAACAUCAAUUAAAAUGACAAAUAAUAAAUAAUAAUCAUUGUGAAAUAUGAUGAAAUAGAUUAGUUGAUAAUAUAAUUAACUAACUUUAUUAUGUCUGAUUGCACAUCUAACACAAAACUAUAAAAUACCUAAGUAUCUUUUGAUUAAGUAAUGAUAUAUAUUGAAUGCUAACUUUGUUAUUUGUAAGAAAUAUAAAUAUAGAGAAGCUAUGGAAUACCUGAAAUUACAAUUCUUAAUUCUAAGAAUCUGGAAAUAAGAAAUUUUUAGAUCUCUCAAAAUCAAAAACAUUUUCCAUAAGUCUUUCAUUCUAAUAUAGAUUGUGUAUCACAAUUUGCUAAUAUGGAACUUUACUUCUUUCUAUAUGUUGGUUAAUAUGAAAGUAUUGUUUUUGAUAAUUUAACAGUAUCAAACUGUUUAAGUUUUAAUUCUCCUUUAAUUAUCUUACAAGGGUAUGAAUUAAUGUAGAAAUUAGUUGAGGAAACAGUUUAUAUCAAAGACUCUUAACUUAAUUCGAACUUAUUAAUAAUUAGUGAAACUAAUAAAUAAACUGCUUUAAUUUUUAUAGAAUCUAAAUAAAAAGGACUUAUAACUUUUAUGAAUACAAUUUUUUCCUAAAAUCAUCUAAAUUAAUAUUAUGAAUCUUUGUCUUUGGUUUCUUCGACAACAUUAUUAUUAUCUUGCAAAUAUGAAAUUGUUAUAAUGUAAAGUUGCUAAUUUUAUUAAAAUAUUAUUACAAAUUCAACUGAUUCAAUCUUAUAAAUAGAUUCAGAGAAAUUAUAUAUUAAGAAUUCUAAUUUUAAAAAUAACAAUAUAAUGAAUUACUCAAUAUUGAGUAAGUAAAUUAUAUUAUCAAGCACUUAAGAUAUAACUUCUAUCAACUUUUAAUUGAUAUUUCCAAUCAAAUCAAAUAGUGGUAAUGGCAUGUUAAUUGCAAAUACAAUACUGAUUGAAAAUGUAAAGGUAGACUCUUCUAAUUCAAUUUUUGGAGGUGGUUUCUAUAUAGUCGUAUUUGGUUAAAGUGUAAUUAAUAUCACUAAUUCUCAAUUUUCUAAUACUAAAUCCACAUUAUCAUCUUUAUAUUUUUCAAAAGGGGGCUGCUUUUACAUUGAUGCUAGUUCAUCUACUUUAACUCUAAAGAUAAAAAAUGUUACAUUUGAUGGAUCAUAUAGCAGAUAUGAUGGUGGUGCAAUAUAUCUCAGUCCAUCUGAAACUUACAAUAGUAUUGAAUUUAAUUAUUUGAUUGUCAAGAACUGCUUUUCAAUACAAAAUUAGUUUUUAUCUUAUACUCUUUCCAACAAAGAUAAUAUUAAAUCUCAGAUUACUUUUUCAAAUAUUGAUUUCUAUUCAACAUAAGAAGGAUUAGAAAAUUUUUAUUCAUAAUUAGAUAGUAUAACUGAUGAUGAUAUUUUAAAUAUUAUUAAUUCGAAUCCUUUAGUUUUUGUUUAAUUUGGAAAUUUUAGCAUGUAAAAUUGUAGUUUCUAAUCUAUUUAUAUGUAAAUGUUACUAAAAAUUGUACAAGUUGAACACAUUUAAUUAUCAAAUAUAAUAAUCAUUAAUUGUACAGUAGCAUUAUCAUCUCUGAUCCAAUUAAAUUUAAGAUAAUGUAAUAAUAUUAUUAAUAUUCUUAGAAUAUGUUGGAAUAUUAGAAAUAUUCAAUCUUUAAAUAACUUAGAUACAACAAAUUUAAAAAACCGAAAUUAGAGAGUGUUUAGCAAUAAAUAGAACAUCAUUCAUUUAAUUGGAUUGUCCCCUAGAAAUCUUACCAUAAAAUUUUUAAAUUAUAUAAAAAGAUUUAAUUUAAGAAAAUUUAAAUCAAUUAAUUUGUAAUUAAAUUAAAAUCUUCAGAGAUCCAAAAUUUACUUUUAGUUUAAUUGAAAUAGAAUAAAUCAAUUCUAGACAUUAUUUAAGAAUUGAGAAACUGAAUUUUAAAAAUGUUCUAUGUAAAAAGUGUUAAAAUGGUUUGAUUAGAAUUGUAGAAAUUGAAAAAUAAAAUGAAGAUAAUAUUAAGCUUUCUUAAAUUAUGAUUCAAAAUAGUAAUUGUGGAAGGGCUGGAUGUCUUUCAAUAUCUAAAAAUAAAAAUGAUUUAACUAAUUUAAAAUCUGAUAUAAAUUAUCGAAUUUUAUAAUAACACAAUUAUGAAAAUCUUUUGAAUAGCCUGAAAUAUUAAGUGAUUAUUAAAUAGAGUUUAUUUCAAAAUAACACUUCAUUAUAUGGUGGUUCGCUUUUAAUAAUCAAAAUCAAUACAAUUAUAAAAGGUUGUAUUUUUUUAAAGAAUAUUGCAGAUAUUGGAGGUGCAAUUUACUUUUCAUCUGAAGAUGAGGAAUUAUAUAUUUUUGAUUCUAAAAUAAAUGAAAAUACAGCUAAGAUUGCAGGAGGUUUAUAUUUAAAUUCUUAAUAAUUGCAAUUAACCAAAUAAUUAGAUUUAGAAUUGAAUUCUAAUAAUUCAACAUUAUUUGGAUCUAAUGUUGUCGAGAAACCAAGAUCAUUAACAUUAUCAAUCGAUGAAGGUAGAACAUUAUUGGAGAAGAAAGAAUUAAAAUACAAUGAUAAUGAAAUUGUUGAAUAAAUUAUCAUUAUUCCUUAUAAUAUAUUAGGUUUUAAUUCAAAAAUGAAUUAAUUAAUGUUGCCUUCUGGAAUACAAAUAUCCAGUUAUAGACAUUUCGAUAAUGCUUAAUUUUUGUUUAUUCAAUAUAAUCUAACAUUAAGGAUUAUUGCUUUGGAUAAGUUUUAAAAACAAAUAAUGGGUUUGUCUGGUUCUUAUUGUACUUUGUAGCCAAAAGCUAUUAAUUUAAGUUCACAAAGAGAGGAAUUUAAUUUUGAAUAUAGUUUAUCUUAAUAUGAUGUUUAAUUUAAUGAGACUACCGGAGAUUAUAAUUUAGAUGAUCUAAUAAUUUUCUUUAAUCCUACUUAUGAUAAAGAUAUUAUUCUUCGAUUAUAAAUUUAAUGUAAUAGCGUUUCAGUCCCUUAAUAUCAGGAGAAUCCACCUUAUAAAAUUUAUAACUAUAUUACAAAUUAUAAAUUAUUAGUUGAUAUUCGAACAUUUCCUUGUUAAUUGGGUGAAUUCUUAAAUAAAACAUCUGGUGGGUGUGUUCUAUGUGAUACCUUUAAAAAUUAAUAUUAAGUUUCAAGGAAUGCUUAAAAUUGCAGUUACAAAGAUGAUACUAAAAUAAAGUCGUUGGAAUCAUCUAUGAUAGAAUUAAGGGAACACAAUUGGAGAGCUUAUUAUUAUAGUGAAACUAUUGAAUAUUGUUAUCAUUUGUUGGAGAAUUGCAAAGGAGGCUGGAUGCCUGGAGAUGAAUCAUGCAUAUUAGGACAUAUAGGAGCAUUGUGUGAAUAGUGUGAUUUAUAUGAUUCUAGAGGAGGCGGAUCUUAUUCUGUAAGUUCAGUCUAUUCAUGUGGAAGUUGUGAUGAUAUAGCUUACAAUAUUAUUAGUAUAAUUUUAUUGAGUCUUUGGACAAUAAUAACCACAUUGAUAACAGUGAGCAGCACUACAUAAAUGAUUAAGGAAUUUGUAAAAGGAUUAAGAUUGAAGGCUUUUGGGGUGAGAGUAGCAAUAAAAGAAGCUUAAGCAGCUAUUUUUAUCAAAGUAUUUACAAAUUAUCUUUAAAUUAUAUCAACCAUAACUACCUUUUAAUUAUAAAUACCAAUAGGAUUUUCCUCAGUUUUCAAUAGUGUUGGUAAUCCUGUAAAUACUUUAGCAUAUUCAUUAGAUUGUUUCUUAAUUAAUAUCACAGAUAUAUUGAUAAUAUACUUUCGAAUUAUUUGGAGCUUAAUUAUGACUUCUACUUACAUAUCAAUUAUUUUUAGUUUAUUUGGAAUUGCAAUUAUAAUUAAAAUAACAAAAUUCAACUUUUCUUUUAUUACUACAUCAUUGAUAUAUCUAUUCAUAUUUUUUUAGCCAAAUUUGAUAGGUGGAAUUAUUUCACUCUUCUCCUACAGAAAGAUAUCGGAUGAAUAUUGGAUUCAAGGAAAUGUGGCUUAUAGAUAUGAUACAAAUUAACAUACUUAAUGGUUGAUCACAUUUUGCUUACCCUUAUUAUUAAUUUUUGGUACUAUUCUUCCUUUCUUUUUAUGGCAUGGAGUCUAUAAAAAUAGAGACCGUCUUGAUUUUUCUUAAGUUAGAAAGACAUGGGGAUAUUUGUAUAAUGAAUACGGAAAACAUGCAUAUUUCUGGGAAACAAUUAAGAUAAUAUAAAAAGAGAUUAUAAUAAUUGUUUUAACUUAUUAUGAUGAUCAUAUUUCUAUAAAAGCAUCUCUAGUUUUUCUUGUGCUAUUUAGUUAUAGUUUAAUAACAAUCAAACAAAGGCCUUAUAUGACUGGAUAAUUAAAUCAAAUUGACACAGAAUCAACAGUAGUUUGUGCAAUAUCUAUCAUUUUGGCUAGUUCAAUCUUUACAGCAUAAUAAUAAAAGUUCUAUGAAAUAGUAUGGCCUUUCUAUUUCAUAAUUUUCUUUCUUAAUAGUUUCUAUAUUCUUAAGAUGGUAAUAUAGAUUAUAUUUGCUUAUUUGAAAAAACAUUAUGAGAAGGUAGACGUAUUAAAAGAAUUAAUAGUACAAUAAUUUCCCAAAUUUGUAAAUUCUAAACCAUUCAUUUAAAAACUCUUUGAGACUCACAAAAAUUAGCAAUCUAGAAUAAAGUAAUAGUAUAAAAAAUUAAGAUUAUAUCUUUUACCUUAAGCUCGUUUAAUAUUGGAAUUCAAAAAGUAUUAUUUAUUUUUAAUAUAGAUUAAAACGAUUAGAAUUAUCUUCAAAAAAAAAUGUUUAGAAAUGUAAUGAUAAAGACAGACAUGAUACUGAAUAAUAAUUUUCUUAAGACAAUUUUUGUGUCAAAAGUUUUCUAAAUAAAAAAAUCCUAAAUCAUACUCAUAUCAAGAGAGAUGAAUUCUAAUAUAGAAAUACUAAAAUAGGAUACCAUCAAUUUUUAAUAUUGUCUCGAGGAGAUGAUUUUUAAAAAAACUAAAAAACCACAGAAUGA
Paramecium pentaurelia is the source of this 9347-nucleotide messenger RNA. Lineage: Eukaryota; Ciliophora; Oligohymenophorea; Peniculida; Parameciidae. The record is from the annotation of a GenBank genome assembly.